This is a messenger RNA of Naegleria lovaniensis, 1470 nucleotides long. RefSeq lists its product as uncharacterized. The record is from RefSeq and is a predicted model, not a curated record. Lineage: Eukaryota; Heterolobosea; Eutetramitea; Acrasida; Naegleriidae. The transcript has 5 exons. The coding region runs from base 1 to 1470 and encodes 489 amino acids.
AUGCCUCGUCUCACAAAUCCAUUCAAAUCCAAAGCUCCUGCUCAGAAUCAACAUCUAGUUGUAGAGGAUGAUCAUAUGGAUGAAGCCAUUCAUGAAAAUGGUCUCAAACUAUUAAAUGAAUCACUUGGAGAUGAUGAAUUACAAAUUAAUUAUCAAUGGUGUUCCAUUGUCAAUUAUGGUUUUCCUGAACCUCAACAACAGGAUGAUGAUAUUGAAGUCUAUCAAGCCUAUCAUCAAUGGGAAAAGACUAAAAGAGAGAAAUUAUUAGAUGAAUCGACACGAGUAUGGAAAUCAUUGAUUGAUGAAAAUGGAGGAACCACAUGUAAAUUAUUGAAAAAUGAUUCCAUGAAGAAAACAAUUAAAAAUACAAUACGAAAAUAUUCCAUACCACCAUGGUAUAGAAGAUAUGUAUGGACACAAAUUACAGGUGUUGAUAAGAAAAUUAAAGAAAAUAGAGGAUAUUAUAAAAAGAUUUUAGAGGUCCAUAGAGGUCAAUCAUGUCCCAAUGAAGCACAAAUUGAUUUAGAUUUAUGUAGAACAUUUCCAUCUCAUCCAUUCUUUUCUAAUUCUCAUUCAGUUGGAAGAAUGCAAAUGAAGAAUGUAUUAACAGCAUUUAGUUGGAGAAAUCCAUAUGUAUCUUAUUGUCAAAGUCUCAAUUAUUUGGUUGGUGCUCUUUUAUUGCAUUGUGGUGAAGAAGAAUCGUUUUGGUUGUUGGUCACCAUUUUAGAGGAUAUUUUACCCGCCAAUUAUUACAAUCCUGAAUUAACUGGAAUGAGAGUCGAUUCUUAUGUGUUGGAUGAAUUGAUUAAAGAUAGACUUCCCAAGUUACAUGCUCAUCUCCAUAAACUUGGUGUGGAGACUACGGCAUUUGCAAGUGGAUGGUUCAUGAGAGUAUUUAUUGAAGUAUUUCCAAUUGAAACUUCAAUGAGAGUAUUAGAUUUAGUUUUUUCUGAGGGAACUAAAAUUCUUUUCAGAGUUGCUCUUUCUUAUCUGAAAUUACAUGAUUCACACAUUGAACAACGAUAUCACAUGGGAGAAGUACUUCAUUAUUUAAAUCACAGCACAAGACGGUUAUAUGACAGCACUCAACUCUUUAAACAAUGUUUUACUUUUUACAACUUGAAAAUUAAACAAAUUUCUGAAUAUAGAGAAAAGUAUACAGAAAUUGUUGAUGAAGAAUCAAGAGAAUUGGAACAACGAAGACGUGAAGUGAGAAAACGAGAAGAAGCAAAGAGGAAACAAAUUGAAGCUCAAUGUUUGGAAGAACGAUCGCAUUCAUUACAGCAUGAUGAAGAUGAACAAGACUCGAUUCAUCCAUCACAUGGUACAAAUUCCACUAGUGUCCUUCCUCAUGACACUGCUACUACUGCUACUACUACGACUCCUUCUCAUCAUGAAGAGGAUCAUGAUCUCUCAUUGAAUGCAUCUAGCUUGACCUCUGCACCCGUCCACAACAAUGAAGAACAGUAA